AUGAAGGAGGUUGCUACGCGGCAGCAUGCUCACGCCAACACGGUGUACCAUUGCUUGUACGCGUACUACAAGUUUGGCUACUCGAAUAAACACCGUGCGCGUAUCUUCAACAAGUCGGAACGGGCCAUUCGCAACUGGGUGAAUGUCUAUCAGAAUACAGAAACCUUCCAGCGCGUCAAUCCCGCCUCCAAAAGGCAAUUCACGGAUGCUCAGCGACGCUGGCUGUUCGAUUACUAUCAUGAACACCCUCUCACGUACCUGCGUGAAGCCAAGACGACAAUCCGUCAACAUCUCAAAGACUUCUGUCUGGAGAAUAAUUCACGAGUUUGGGCUCACAUGGAAAAUUUUAGAGCGCCGCGCAAUGCAUAUUAA
Phytophthora nicotianae INRA-310 is the source of this 372-nucleotide messenger RNA. RefSeq lists its product as hypothetical. The coding region runs from base 1 to 372 and encodes 123 amino acids. NCBI's taxonomy places the organism in Eukaryota, Oomycota, Peronosporomycetes, Peronosporales, Peronosporaceae. The record is from RefSeq and is a predicted model, not a curated record. The transcript has a single exon.